UAUUCGUUUAGGGAAAGGGGACAGUUGGGACGAGAGCGAUGGCCAAGAAACGGGCCAAGGGAUCCUCGGCCGCCAUCGCAGCUGCGCAAUGGAAGAUCGGCGACCUUGUUCUUGCCAAAGUGAAGGGAUUCCCGGCGUGGCCGGCUCAGGUCAGCAGGGCAGAGGAUUUCGGGCGGCAGCGCAAUCCCGCCAAGGUUUUCGUGGUCUUCUUUGGAACGAAGCAAAUACGCUUCUGCCAGCAUUCGGAGAUCUCAGCCUUUACUGUGGAGGCCAGAGCCGCGCUUCAUGCCAGGACGCUAUCGAAAUGCGUCCCCUCGGAUCUCAAACGAGCAGUGAAGGAGAUAUGCGAGGUGGCUGACGAAAGUGGAGAGCUAACAGUGACGAGGGAGCUCGAUCAACCCGGGAGUGACAAAGACAAUGACGUGCAGAGCUCCAGUAACGUGGACAACAUCCAGGCAGCUGGUACCUUGGCUCAGUCACUGGAAUCCAGGAAAGGGAAUGGAGCGAACGUCCAUCUUUCUAGGCCUGACAGUGGACGAGGGAAGAGAAAGAGGAGCACAGUCCAGAUUGAAGAGCGAACCGAUGGAAGAGACAGCCAUCUUAACCAGAGAGACUGGGAGUCUUCGUGUACGAACUCGUGCAACAGCAUGCUCGAAGGGGGGAACCAGGGUGUGCCGCUUGUGGACAAAGUGCUUACAAACUUCGCUUUUCACGAAGAGCUGGAUUCCUUCAACAAUGGUGUUCUUGAGGAGGAUGAGAGGGAGAAAAGCGAUCUGCAGGAAUCGCAGCAACAUCCUCCUAAAUUCAGCUGGCUGAGACACAGCUCUAGAUCGUCGACCAAGUUUCGGAGGAGAACGCUGAACUUCUCAUCAAUCAAAAUCUGUCAAAAGAGGAAGAGGCAGAUUGCGACAAAAAGAUUACAGGCAAAAGUUGUUAGCUCUAGCAGUGAUAGCGAUGAAGACGAUGAUGAUCCUGAUUAUGCGGAGGGAUUUGGUGACUCUCUGGAGAGAAAACCAGGCGAGCUGAAAACAGCAGCAGUAAAGAAACAACGAACAGGCUGGUCUGAACAAAGGAAAAGACCCGAACCGGUGGUGGAGGAGAUCUCAGACAAACAUCUUCCUUUGGUAAAGAGGGCCAGUGCUCGCAUUAUUCACGAAGGAUGCUGUGACAGAAAACCCUGGCACGAACCGAGGCAAAAACGAUUUCCAAAGAAGCAGUGUCUCGAAGGCAGUGAUUUGCAAGAUUUGAAGACGUCAAACAUGGGCGACAAGAGGCAAUUCCCGUUGAAAGCUGAAAAGUAUCGCCUACGAAGCAGUUUGACAGACAGUGAGGCACCUCUUCCUCCGUGUAAACGUCGCCAGCGAGUCUUAGAAGUGAUGACAGGUGGUACUGAAGGCUCGGAGGAUGAAGAAGCUGCCAAGCCAAAAGCAGGAACAACUUCGAGAUCCAGUCGACUCCUGAAAAACGGAAAAGGAAGUAGCAGAGCAGACGUGCCUGUAAAAAGUUUACAGGGUCCCAAGACUUUGCGACCUGAUACAACGCUAAAAAAGCUGAAGAAUCAAAAGGCUCAGCUCGGAUGUGAAACAUCAAGGGAGGAACAUUUGCCGAGGCGCACUUUGUUCAAGAGGAGGCUGGUACGGAACAAUCUCGCAGUAGAAGAUCACGAGCUGAGCGUGGACUACCUGAACGUAACGCACUCAGCUUCUCGGUUUUAUUGCGAAGACGUCAACAGGGUCAGAGAAGCAUAUGAAGCUGCCAAAGAGAAGAAGCAAAAGCUUGCUUCCAAGAAUACCUCCGCUCCUUCAACCUCCAUGAAAUACUAUCUUGCCGUUUCUCAUUCCAAGCAGAACUUUUCGGUUCCCUCGAUGCUGUAUUCCAGAAAGUCUGACCCGCACCGGGAAGCUGCUCUGAGGUUGAACAUGUUUUCGUUGGAGAAUUCACUAACACUUAUAAUCUUCACGGCAGAUUCGGCACAAGAUGCACUUGAAGGCUUGCUGGACAAUCUCUCAAGAGCCAAAGAUAGUAUCGGCCGUGUUACUCGUCAAGCGGUUGAUUGUGCAAGGCUUGGAACCAGCGAACAGGCGAUUGAUAUUAUAGCCAGAAGGCUGGAAACGGAAAAAAGCUUUCACAGGCGCAUUGACUUGUUCCUGGCAAUCGACUCUAUAGCGCAAUGGUCACAUAACCAGAAAGGAACGGCCGCUGGAGCGUACAGUUCCUUGAUACAAAAUACCUUGCCCCGCCUGCUAAGUGCUGCAGCUCCUCCUGGCAACUUUGCGAGAGAGAAUCGAAGGCAGUGUUUAAAGGUUCUCCAGCAGUGGCUGGAACGCAACGUCUUCCCAGAGUCCGUUGUCCGGCACUUCAUGCGCGAGAUCGAGUUUCACGACGCCGACAAGCCAGCCAACUUGAACGCCGGCCAGCGUCCGUGUAGAACCGAGCGCCCGCUCAACGAUCCAAUCCGGGAGAUGGAAGGCAUGCAAGUCGACGAAUAUGGCAGCAACGCCAGCUUUCCGUUGCCGGGCCUGGCAAUGCAGCGAGGCCCGGAAGACGACGAGUAUAGCGGUGGAAAGAUUGGAGGAGAGGACGAAGAGCUAGCUCCCGACCCGGCAGGACAAUCCAGGUACCCCCACGUCUUGGAGCAAGUCGAUGGCGAGCUCGAGAUGGAAGACGUCUCGCCGGUGGUGGAGAUAAACUGGGCCAGGCACUACGACGGGCACUUGUUCUACCUCCAAGCUCCGCCUUUGCCUUCGUCUCCGCCGCCGUGCACUCCUCCUCCUCCGCCGCUGCCUCCUCCGGACAGAUUCGAUCAACGCUACUACAGAUUUGGCUACACUACGUGAGAGGUAAGUUCUAUCUCUUCUUUUUGUUUUUUCACAUUAUUUUAUUGUGCUUUGGUUGAAUAACAGCAAACUAUCAUAGUCCCCUUUGUGUGGAUCAUCUAGUC
Selaginella moellendorffii is the source of this 2941-nucleotide messenger RNA. Its product is annotated as protein HUA2-LIKE 2. Gene Ontology annotation, cellular component: nucleus. The coding region runs from base 39 to 2837 and encodes 932 amino acids. Lineage: Eukaryota; Viridiplantae; Streptophyta; Lycopodiopsida; Selaginellales; Selaginellaceae. The record is from RefSeq and is a predicted model, not a curated record. Gene Ontology annotation, biological process: regulation of transcription by RNA polymerase II. Gene Ontology annotation, molecular function: double-stranded DNA binding; transcription coregulator activity. The transcript has 10 exons.